Molecule: messenger RNA, 1567 nt
Organism: Heterocephalus glaber (naked mole-rat)
Lineage: Eukaryota; Metazoa; Chordata; Mammalia; Rodentia; Bathyergidae
Gene: Ccr2
Product: C-C motif chemokine receptor 2
Biological process (GO): immune response; positive regulation of cytosolic calcium ion concentration; G protein-coupled receptor signaling pathway
Cellular component (GO): membrane; external side of plasma membrane; cytoplasm
Molecular function (GO): C-C chemokine binding; C-C chemokine receptor activity
Source: RefSeq, a predicted model, not a curated record
CUCACACUGGGGGUUGGUUGCACAAGCAAGAUUUCAAAACCAAUCCCUUACUGGAGACCUCAGCCCAGUGUACAACCUUCCUGGCUGGAAAAAGAAGAACUUCUUCAUCUUUUUUUUUUUCUUCAAAUCUUCACCAUCACUCGCCCUUAUAUCUCCGCCUUCUCUCUCUGCAGGAAACUUGAUUUCCUACUUCUGCAUGCAAAGUUUCCACCUCCAGAUCUGACUGGUUCCGUUGCUGAGAGGCCACCUGGAAGAAACCACCCCUGAUCAGAGGGACAUGGAGGACGAGGACAUGUUAUCCCGGCUCAUCAGGGAUGCGCCUCUUUCUGCAUUUCUAAGAAGCAGCAAAUGGGGUGGCGAAGAAGCCACCACCACCUAUGACUACGAUUUCAGCCAGCCCUGUAGAAAGGAGGACGUCAGGCAGCUUGCAGCCUGGAUCCUGCCCCCGCUCUACACGCUGGUGGUCGUCUCCGGCCUCGUGGGCAACAGCCUGGUGGCGCUGGUCCUCAUCACCUGCAAGCGCCUCAAGAGCAUGACCGACAUCUUCCUGCUCAACCUGGCCGCCUCCGACCUGCUCUUCCUGCUCACGCUCCCGUUCUGGGCUCACUAUGCUGCGGCCUCCCAGUGGGCCUUCGGAGGCGCGGUGUGUAAACUGCUCACGGGGCUGUACCAGGUCGGCUACUUCGCAGGGAUCUUCUUCAUCCUCCUCCUGACAGUCGACAGGUACCUGGCGAUCGUCCAUGCCGUGUUUGCUCUGAAAGCCAGGACGGUCACCUUCGGGGCGGUGAUCAGUGGGGCCACCUGGGUGGUGGCUGUGUUCGCUUCUCUCCCAGGAAUCAUCUUCACCACGUCUCAGAAGGAGGAGUUGUUAAACCUUUACACCUGCGGCCCCCAUUUUCCACCCACAUGGAAGAUUUUCCAUGGGCUGAUGAGGAACUUCCUGGGGCUGGUGCUGCCGCUGCUGGUCAUGGUCGUGUGCUACUCGGGCAUCCUGCGGACCCUGCUGCGGUGCCGGAACGAGAGGAGGAGGCACAAGGCCGUGCGGCUCAUCUUCGCCAUCAUGAUCGUCUACUUCCUCUUCUGGGCUCCCCACAACCUCGUGCUCCUCCUGAACACCUUCCAGGUGUUCUUCGGCCUGGACGACUGCAAGAACGGGAGCCAGCUGGACCGGGCCAUGCAGGUGACGGAGACCCUGGGCAUCACGCACUGCUGUGUGAACCCCAUCAUCUACGCCUUCGUGGGGGAGAAGUUCCGCAGGUACCUCUCGGUGUUCUUCCGAAAGCACGUGGCCAAGCGCUUCUGCAAACAGUGCCCAGUCUUCUACCGCGAGACAGCAGACCGCACGAGCUCCACCUACACCCCGUCCACCGGGGAGCAGGAGGUCUCGGCUGGCUUGUAACGUGGGCCCCAGGUAGCCCGUCAUAUUCUAGGCAAGACGGCCAUCCGUAUGUGGUAGCAAGCCUCAGGGGUUUGUUGGUGACCAGAGACCUGGAAAUGAGGAGCCCAGGAGCCUUGGGGCUGUGUCCAGAUAGACUAUGUCACUACUCGUGGAAAGGGAACAUUUCAG